UGGAGAGAAAAAAUUCUAGCCAGCAGCCACUCUGCUCACGUCUGUCUUUGCCGUUAGCUACCUUCUGUAGCGUUUAAUGAUUGCAUCGUUUCACAGUAUCCUCAACAUAUAUAUAUUUUUUUUUUUACAAUUGCAGUAACCUUUGUGUCGUUUUUAUUACAAACUCAUUGGGUUAUAAUUUUUUUUAUCGAAAUUCAAGUUACCUAAUCUAUCGAUUGUUUCGGGGAUUGCACAUGAAUAUCUAGCUAGCUAGCUAGCCUGCUAGCUACAACAGUCAAAAUGGCGGACAACGAGGAUGAGAGCGAUGUGUCAAGUACAACAACAGGGGCAGAUCAUGGUACAAUAUAUCAAGUUCAAUGUGUUUCUGGAUUGCCAGAAAAUGAAACCUCUACAGAAUUGGAAAAUCAGAACCAAGUCGGCGAGAAAUGUAUUGAAGCGCAGGGCUUGACAGAUUUUCUGCAAAGCUGCACAAAAGAGGAGACAUUCGUUGCAAAGGACUCCCAAGUGGUUGUCAGCCAAACUGAUGGAAAUGAACAACAACCUGAACAAAACAUAACGUCUAUUGUUGAGACUUCAGGUAUUGCAAAUGGUGCAGAGUAUUCUACAGUCAGUGCUGACUUUGUAAACGCUCUCGCACCUGGAACCACCAUUAUUUAUGUGCAACCAGACGGUAGUUUUGUUGAGGGAUCAGGUCUGACUGCAGAGGAGCAGCAACAGCUAGUGGAGCAGUUGGCCAAACAGCAGCUUGUCACAGUGACAGAGAGUGAGGCUGUUCGCCUGUUUGAACAAAAUCAAGUAAUCAAAACACUCCCUACUACUUCAUCACAGACACAGUAUACUAUUCCAAGUACAGCACUGGCUCCCAAUGAGCUGCAACAAGUGCUAGAGCAAGUGAUCAAAUCUCAGCAAUCCAUGGCCCAGACACCCAAGGAAUCGGAGCAGGUUGUGACCACUCUGGACCCCACAACUGGCUUGUUCACGACUGUUGCAGCUUCAGAGAUUACAGUAGGAAGCCCACAUCCACUGGUCACUAUGCAGAAUGCAUCACAGCAGCUGAAGAAGGUCGCGAAACAAGUGGCACUUCAGUCCCACAAUGGUACGCGCCUGGUCCCGAAAAAGCAGGAAACCAUCAGAAUCCAAGUCCAGAUGCCCUCUGGAAAGCAGGAGGUGAAAGGACCUACGCAGGCUACCAUUUCAAUCCCCCAACAGAAGAACUUGGCUUUGAUGAGUCAAGGCCAGCAGGUCAAAGUGUCUACAAAUGGCAGUGUGAGCAGCAGUCCCCAGAUCAUCCACAUCACACCCAUGGUUGGACAGCAACAGUACUUCCUACAGCAGAACCCUGGAGACCCUCCCAUUCAGCUGCUUCUGCAGAGCUCAACCCCCGUGGUUGGCAGCCUGGUUCCCAUUGUGCACAAACUGCCCAUACCUGUUCAGACCCCAGUCCAGCAGCCUUCUGGUAAGGCCCCGGUCAACGGCACAGCAGUUAAACCUGCCACCACGUCUGUCUCUGUCCCAGCCUCCACAGUGGAAAAAGUUAAAAGGGUCAAAGCCAGAGUGAAGAAGGCACCGAAUAUCAAAACCCGUUCCGGGAGGGUGUCCAGACCGCCCAAGUACAAGGUGAAGGACUAUAAGUUCAUCAAGACAGAGGAUUUGGCCGAGGGCCAUCAGUCAGAUUCUGAUGAUUACUCUGAGAUCAGUGUGGAGGAAGAUGAGGAUGGCGAGGAUAGUAAAAAGGGAGCAGCAUCUAUGAGUUACAGUCACAAGCGGAAGGCCUUUCAAUGUGAAACGUGCGAUAAAGCUUACAUAGGCCAUGGAGGUCUGUCCAGACACUACAGGCUGAAUCCCUCUCACGGUGAACUGAAGUCCCCUCCUGAAGGGACCCCUAAAACGGACAGCCCUGGUAAGAGAGCAGGCGCUGGGGCCGAACAUAAGAAGCCGACUGAAGAGAGUAAUGCCUACAGUGUUAAAAAUACAUCAGGUCCUGAGAAAAGUGAUGCCACAGAGAAAACAGCUGCUGCAACGUCAACCACUCAACAAAAAGUGGAUACCACGGCAGCCCAAGGAGUAGCAGCUUCUACCAGACAGGUAGUGGUCCAGGCUCGGGGACCAGGGAGGCCCAGAGGACGGGGCAGACCACCUACCAAAGGCCUGCCGACGGUGGCAGCACACCCAGCAGUGAGACGGGGGCGACGGGGCCGACCCCCAAAGCUAGGAGGGGGAGUAGCCAGUGUGGAGCAGCAGGCCCAGAGAAGGAAAGCACGACUGAAAGAGGUGACACACGAGUGUGAUAAUGAAGAACUGAUGGAGACUGUGCUCCCUCGUCUGGCUAAGGUCAUGACUGUCUGGGAGUUCCUCUUGAUGAAGGUGGAGAAAGGGCGGCAACCCAAAGCCCAGUUUUCGGAUGUCUACCGGGAGUUUGAGCAGCUCCACAGCCAGGUGAAGAAGAUGGCCCAGGACUAUAUCAGUAACCCUCAGCAGGGUGUCCACACGGCCUUGGAGGUCCACAAUGUAGAUGUUGCCAAAUCUCUUGGCAUCGUCGAUGAGGUGAACAGGUUGAAAGUCCUCAACCCUCCAACGCAGCAGAAUGUCACCAACAUGGCAACCAAGAAUGUCCGCUACAUGGAGAAUUCUAAAAUGUUACCUCCAACGAAGAGAUUUAAAAUGGAAAACCGGGUUGGUGUUCAAAUCCAUCAGAACGGCAUUGAGACUUCCAAAAUAGAAUCCAGUGAGGCCAAAGUAGAGAACACUGCAUCAACAAGCAUGAAGAACAAUUCACCACAAACUCAGGCACCCACCAAGAGCCCCGCGGGCCCUCAAGCCACUCAGACUGCUAUUGUCAAACCACAGGUUGUCUCAUCUAACCCAGAGACGAAUGUAACACCCAUGGAACUGAUCCAGGAUCACUUAUCCAACAGCAUGACAGAGCCAAUUGACUCAGCAGGAGGAGAGGAGACCAUGGAGACAGGUCAGGGUGCGUCUGGUACGGAACCAACCGAGGUCCUGAGCACCUGUGACAUGGGCCCUCAAGCCACUCAGACUGCUAUUGUCAAACCACAGGUUGUCUCAUCUAACCCAGAGACGAAUGUAACACCCAUGGAACUGAUCCAGGAUCACUUAUCCAACAGCAUGACAGAGACGGUUGACUCAGCGGGAGGAGAGGCCAUGGAGACUUGUCAGGGUGUGUCUGGUACAGAACCAACUGAGGUCCUGAGCACCACUGACAUAGCAGAUCAGAUGAAAGAGUUAGAGAAGGCCUUGGCCACAGACCCAGUCCCAGUAGAUCAGCAGCCCAGGAGUAGUAGCACUCAGCCGCAUCAGCCCAACCGUACCCUGGUCCAGGAGAGUGGCCUGACCCAGGCUGUCUCCAGCAGAGGCCAGGUAGUGGUUCAGGAGACCCAGGAAGGCCAAGAGAUCUACAUCCAGACCGAGGGGCUCACCAUGCACCUAGCAGAGGGCCAGGAGGGCGACAUGGCCUCUGAGCGCAUCGUCAUCGUCAAUGGACCUGACGGCACCACCAUGCACAUCCGCGCCCCUGAAGGAGUCCCUCUGGAAGCAGUCCAUGCCCUGCUUGGUAUUGAGGCUGAGGGGAAAACACAGUAGUGAUUUGUUGUUUCUCCAUAUUCGACCCCCUCAACUUCACCCAUAUUGAUUUCUUACUUCUGGUGGAUUUUAUUGUAUUCCAAGUGUUCUUUUUGAAUUUGUAAACAUUAUUUUCGAUGUGGUGUUUUCAUAUUUAGACAAAUUAAUAGCCCUUCCUUAAAAGUGUUUAGUUGUUUGUGAUAUGUUUAUAUGUAGAUAAAUAUCAAAAGCAGUUUAAAAAAAGUUGCACUAUUUUAUUACUUUUUAUAUAUUUGGGUGUAACAUUUUCCAAACAUAAAAUAGGUUUGUAAUACCAUGGGACAUUUAUUCAAUGGAGGGGAAACUUUAAAAGAAAUUGUAAAAGUUGUGGUUUUAUUCAUUUCCAUGUUUCAUUUGUGAUUCAUUGUUGCAGUACAACCAUUUCAUAUACUGUACAGUUUAGCUCAUUUUCCUCUUAAUAAAGGAUGUGAGAACAAGUCA
Molecule: messenger RNA, 4059 nt
Organism: Salvelinus sp. IW2-2015
Lineage: Eukaryota; Metazoa; Chordata; Actinopteri; Salmoniformes; Salmonidae
Source: RefSeq, a predicted model, not a curated record